Molecule: messenger RNA, 345 nt
Organism: Coffea eugenioides
Lineage: Eukaryota; Viridiplantae; Streptophyta; Magnoliopsida; Gentianales; Rubiaceae
Exons: 2
Coding region: 1-345 (114 amino acids)
Source: RefSeq, a predicted model, not a curated record
AUGACCAUAAACAAAGCUCAAGGACAAACACUUGACUUUGUGGGUAUUUACUUAAAGGAGUCGGUAUUUUCACACGGACAGCUAUAUGUUACACUCCCAUGUGCAAAAAGAGCUGCAGCAGUGAAAGUACUUAUUAAGCCUGCUUAUUUUGAUAUGCCUAACAGUGAGCGUACAAAGAAUAUAGUUUAUAGAGAAGUGAAAAUGCCUAGACACAUUUCUUUAGUGCUGGAUAUCAAGAAAAAUACAAAACAUUGGAAUGUCAUUGUCCAGGUUAUUGAGAGGAAUCAUGUCCAUGUUACCAAGUCAUCCAAGAACAUGAGACGCAUUUUGGCCACUGAUGCAUAG